Molecule: messenger RNA, 4065 nt
Organism: Toxoplasma gondii ME49
Lineage: Eukaryota; Apicomplexa; Conoidasida; Eucoccidiorida; Sarcocystidae
Exons: 1
Coding region: 698-3217 (839 amino acids)
Source: RefSeq, a predicted model, not a curated record
GUCUUGCUGUCCAACGCGAAAACGCGGUCCUGCCCUGCGUUUUCGCCCGUUUCGACAACUCAUUUUUCUUUCUCAGACACUCCGCAAAGUUUUCCGCACACUUCUUCGCCGCAGGGAGCUGCGCUUUGCCUAGAAGCUCGAUCUUUUCGCGAGCUGCGCGGGCGCCAUUCGCGCAGACCUGAGGCGGCAAGACAAGCGUUGCGCGACGUCCGCCGAGCGCCUUCACGGGAAGGAGGCUGCGGAGAAAGUAGAUUACGCACUGCAUCGCUCGCGAAGAGACGUUCACUUUCAAAGGCGUUACAAGGGCGAUUUGCACCGCAAAUCAAGACAGCGGAACCGUCGCAUGCGCGACCAAGUUGCCGGUGUGUGAGGUGUACAGACACCGCAGUGUCAACGGAGUCACCGAGUUCCAGGAUCAUGGCGGUCGCCGGGACCGCAGUUCUCCAGAGUCUCGAGAAAAGAGACUUUUCUCUGACGGAACUCGAAGAAUGGAAGGCCGUCGUGUCUGUUCCUUCUUCCGUUUCGCUCCGUGCAAACUGUUUUUUUCGCCUUCCAGCUGGGAACUCCUUCAUCGGACCGGCGCGAACGUCGAUCCUCGAAAGCCCUCCAGCGCGCUGCUGAAACAAACCACCGACAGAGAGGGGUGAAGACCGACGAACCAGCAACGCAGCAAAGCAGGAAAGCGGCCGACGUAGACAUGGAGGAAGAGCGACAGGCGGCGAGACGCAAGAGAUCUGAAACCUGUGUUCCGGUGGGGGCGUCUUCCUGGCCAGUGAACGAGACGUCGUGGAAGUCGACGGGAGACUCUGCUUCCUCUGCUGCUUCCGUGCUCGCAGUGCGUGGAAGAAGAAUCUCCGAGGCCGCCCGUGAGUCCUUGCAGACGCGACUUGGUCGUCCAACGUGGUGGCUGGCCGUCGACAUUUCCGAUGCCGGCUUCCCCGGAUCUUCUGCGCCUUCGCAAACUCGUUGUGCGUACUCGCCUGACGUCCAGUGUGAAGAGUUCUUGGCAGACAUCUUGGAGCAGUGCUUCAGGACACCCGCGUGUCUUUCCUCGCCUCUCGACGCAGCUUCCCUAGGCAUUCAGGCGAGUCUAAGCUCUGCGGUGACGCGGGCGCUGGCGGCUUCCUCUCUCCUGCGCUCUGGAGAUGUUCAGACACUCGAGGCAAAUAACUGGUUAGCCGCAGUCGAGAAGGCUGUGUGUCGCGACUUCUCUCUUGAGGCCUCUGGGGGCGCGAGGCGCGCGCCCUGCAUCCAGGCUGAACGCGCGAGAGGGGAUGAACGAGGAGAACCAACGCCCUUCGCGUCUCCUGCGCGUUCGCACUCCUCGUUCAGAGCCCAACGGACGCGCGCAAGAGAGAGUGGAUGUUCGGCGUUUCUCUUCGAAGAAGCGAGGCCGCAUCAGCUGGUGGUGUCCGCGUCCAAGGCACAGCGCGUGAGAAGGAAGAAGGAAAAGAGGAGCGAGAAACAGAACGCUGGGAGUGCUUGCGGAGUGAGACGUCCGGAACUCGCUCGUGGACGCGCGCCCGCGAAUUCGGAAGAGAGACAAAAGAGGCCGCAAGGUCAUCUCCGAAACCCUGGGGGAAACUCCCGAGAAAGAGCGAACGCGAAUUUUUCCAUGUCAUCCCUUUCCACUGCUUCUUUGACUCCUUCAGAGACUUCGUCUCUGUCUUCACGUCCCCGGCCGCCUGCAUCUCCUGCGGCUUCUGAGCUGUCGCCUGAUUUGCUUCUGUUUUCCACCUCCACUGAAACAGAAACAAGAGAGGCAGAUCUUUCGGAUGAGGUGUCUCUGCUCGCUUUCUGGAGAAACCUCCAGCUGCGUCUUUGCCGCCGUCUCCUACCUCCGCACACCCUCGCUCCUUUCCAGGACGCUCUCCCGUCUUCUUCUCUUUUCUCUUCUGCUCGUCCUUCUUCUUCUUCUCUUCUCGCUUCUCCUGCCUCUCUCUGCACUGUCGGGAAACACAGCGACGUCUCCGGACAGCCGAACUCUUCGAGUCCCCGUUGUCAAGACGCGAGCAGCCUGCGUCAGUCCUCGUCUCUUCCCUCUUCUUCUCUCUCUUCUGCCUGCUGUCCUCUCUCUUCAUCCUCGUGUUCCUCUUCUUCUUCGCAGGACGUCCUGGAGGUUGCCCGAGUUUCUUCGACUUGGCGCUUCAGCGCGGUGCGUCCGGUGCCUCCGCCUGGGUUUCAACUCCGCCCCCUCGUCCUGGACGGCGUGAACGUCGCGACCGUGGAGGUUUGCGUGCGUCGCCGGGCGCCGCUUCGUCUCAGCUCGUCAUCUCUGCUCUGCGUCUUCCCUCCCCAAGACCGGUUUCGCUGUGAGGCCUGCGGGCGACUUCUGGGGGACGCCGAGCUCGCCUUCGACGGCUGCCUGCUCGAGGAAGCAGUGGACUUCUUCCUGCACGCAAACGCGACCCAGAUCUGCGUCGUAUUGCCGGCCUGGCGUCUCAGGGAGGCUCGGAGUUUGGCUGUGGCCUCAAACAGAAGGAAAAAGCAAGAGAGGCUCUCUCGCUGCGCGGCCGGCGCGGUGCGCCGCGCCCAGUCUGUGAGCGCCGCCGGCGCGAGAACCGAGGGACGGAGACAGGCGACAGCGGGAGACAGAAGAGGCUCUGUGCAGCUGCGGGGGUCCAGUGUGGCGCGCCUCGGACGCGAGUCUGGCUGCGUGGGCGGCUGCGGAAGAGAAACGCUCGACAACGACCAAUGCACCAAGUCGUCUGAUUGUCAUUUCUGCAACUUCACACCUGCCUCCUCUUCAUCGUCUGGAUCUUCUGCGUGGAGAUAUCGUCGAGCGGUGAUGGUGGGGUCGGAGGCAGUGCUGCGGCUGGAGAAGAAGGGUGUCUUGGUUCUAGCCCCGAGUCGGUUUCCGCGUUGUUCCCUCGACUCCGGGAGCAGCUUUGACACCCGGUUUUCCUCCUGCUACGACGACCUUCUCGCGCUCACGGUCACGGAGCACCAGCGCGGCUGUCUGAUCUCCCGCGAUGGCUUCGCAGACAUCCUCAACUCUUCGCAUGGCAUGGCGUUCCUUAGAUGCAUUCUCCGACACUCCCUCCGCUUCCGCCUCACCGCCGGGCGCUUCCAACUCGAGGAACCGGGGCCGAACUGGGACCGCCGCAGCUGUACGUACGCCCCAGAGGUGUCUGUUCGGACGCACACCUUGCAUGCGCUCUACGAGACGAAGGAGGCGGCCGCAGCGCGGGAAAUGCAAAACCGAGGCUUUUCCUGACGAUACGCGCCGACGAAAACGAAGAGGAGACAAGAGAGAGGAUCACGGAGGUGCAGAGUAGAGUGGCCGGGCGAGGGUGUGUUGAGAGAGAGAAUUGGAGGCAUUUGAAAAGAAAAGAGCAGUUCAAGGAGAGACAAAGAAUGAAGAGAACGGGGAGACCCUUGCUCUCCGAGAGAGAAGCAUGUAAAAAGGGGAAGGGAGAGAGAAGAAUAUGAAGGAGAGAGGAAAAAGAACAAUGCACUGGCAUGUACACAGAGUUGUCACACAGCAAGGUGAAGAGAAAAAAAAGGAGGCGAGAGGUGGAAAGAUGCAAGGAGCAAGGUGUGUGUAGCAUCACAAAUCUAGAACGACUCUUUGGAUAUGGAAGAACGAAGGGAGUGAAGCUGCGACGCUCGAAGGGGAGAGUUGAGAGUCGUGGAGACCAAGGCUGUCGUCUCUGACAGGCACGGGGCUGCAAGUGUCUUCGAUUUUUUUCAAGCAGGAAGCAAGCUGUGUGAGUUUGAGCUGAGACGCGCAUUUUCAGUUCUGUGCAGCAAUCGCCGAGGAGAGGAACCUACUCAGGGAAAAAGCAGGGAGAGUUUUGUCUUACUCUCCAUUUUCACAUUUUCUUAAUGCAGCGUGUGUCUGCAUGGCGAUGAAAAGGGCACUGUGUUUUCUUGUCUCUUGAUUUCUCGUUUUCUCGACCAGUGCGCAGCGAUGCCCCGACUUCUGACGAGGCGGUACACUCAGGCGGUCCUAAAUGUCGAUCGUUUCAAAGGUCGUCCAACUUUUCGCAGAACUCCUGUUUCUUCUGACGCACCAAGUGUCUCCACAAGUAUGCGGUGUACAGACACCAGACAUGAAGCCCC